Mercurialis annua (annual mercury) is the source of this 902-nucleotide messenger RNA. RefSeq names its product plasma membrane-associated cation-binding protein 1. The record is from RefSeq and is a predicted model, not a curated record. Gene Ontology annotation, cellular component: plasma membrane. The transcript is spliced from 5 exons. Bases 157 to 756 code for a protein of 199 amino acids. NCBI's taxonomy places the organism in Eukaryota, Viridiplantae, Streptophyta, Magnoliopsida, Malpighiales, Euphorbiaceae.
UAACGUUUAUGUGUUGAUUGGAAUGAGUUGGGCCAGUUGGCUGUAAGUACAGUUGCAUUGAGGUCGACUUUUAUUUCUAACUUAAAAUUAUUCUCUGUCUACCUUCAUAACAUAUCACCACCAACAACAAGAAUAUCAUUAAGAAGAAAAUAAAAUAUGGGGUAUUGGAAAUCAAAGGUUCUUCCAACAAUCAACAAGGUUUUCAAGAAGGAGAGCACAGCCAAGAAAGCUGCUGCAGCUGAAGCUUGCAAAUCCUUUGAUGAGUCUAAGGAAGAAAUAAACAAGGUGUUUGAAGAUAACAAGACUGAUCUCCAGCCUAAGGUUUUAGAAAUCUAUGAAGCUUCUGCAGUUGAACUCAAGAGUUUAGUGAAGGAUCCUAAAGAUGCAGGAUUAAAGAAACACUCUGCUUUGGUACAAAAGUUCCUUGAUGAGCUUGCUACAAUUGAGUUUCCAGGAUCAAAAACAGUGUCAGAAGCAUCAACAAAAUUUGGAGCAGCAUAUGUAUCAGCUCCAAUCUUCUUUAUAUUUGAGAAGGUCUCCACUUUUCUUCCCGUCGAAGAAGAGAAACCAAAGGAGGCUGCCGGAGAGGAAACAACCACCACAGAAAAGGAGAUUGUAGUUGAGAAGCCAGCAGAAGCUCCAGUUUCAGUGGAAGCAACACCGGCUGAGCCACCUGCCAAAGCGGCGGAGGAAGCUGUUGUACCGCCGCCACCUGCUACCAAAGUGGAGGAAGCUGCAGAACCUCCAAAGGCUUGAAGAUAUUGUUAAAAGUUAUUAAUGAUAAAAUAUUGAAGAAAUGAUUUGUUAUUCUUUAUUUUGUUUAUCCUUUCUUGUGAUUUUUCUUUGGAUUGUAUUUUUUUUUGUCUCACUUUGUGAAGUUAUUAAAUUGUGAUAUUUUAUUA